Vanessa tameamea is the source of this 1504-nucleotide messenger RNA. Its product is annotated as zinc finger protein 131-like. The record is from RefSeq and is a predicted model, not a curated record. Gene Ontology annotation, biological process: regulation of transcription by RNA polymerase II. NCBI's taxonomy places the organism in Eukaryota, Metazoa, Arthropoda, Insecta, Lepidoptera, Nymphalidae. The transcript is spliced from 6 exons. Gene Ontology annotation, molecular function: protein binding. Gene Ontology annotation, cellular component: nucleus. Bases 107 to 1348 code for a protein of 413 amino acids.
AUUGUUUUCUUUCGCAUUCGCAGUGAUCAUUUAUACAUGCAUCUUAAUUUGUUUGUUUUUACAUUAUAUUUCUUUUGUAAACAAUUUAGCUUUAUGAAGACGCGAAAUGGCAAAUCAGGAAAUCAGCUUAAAAUGGAAUGGAUACCAGAAUAAUAUAUUAUCAAAUGUGAAGGAGUUAUUUAAAGACGAAGGUUUAUCUGAUGUGACACUAGUAUCGGAAGGGCAAAGUUUUAAGGCUCAUAAAGUUAUCCUUUCUGCGAAUAGUUCAGUAUUUAGAACGAUAUUUCAGCAAAACCCCCACAAAGAUCCAAUUAUAGUACUUCAUGACAUCAAUACAGAUUCUUUACAAACUUUGUUAAGAUUUAUGUACAAUGGUGAAGUUAAUGUAACAGAAGAAUUUUUGCCAAUACUUUUAAAAACUGCUGAGGCCCUAAGAAUAUGCGGAUUAUCUACUGGCAAUGAUGCUGCUAGGGACGACGAGAAAACUGCAACUUCCACGCAGGCUUUAUCUAAAAAACGAAAGAAAAGUGAGCAGGAUGAUGGAAAUAAGAGCAAUAAAAAACUAAUGCCGUGUCCUGUAAAACUAGAUAAUGCUAUCACCGUGUCAAACUCUGAUGUCCACAAAAACCCCAACAUUGUGCCCAAAGUAGAGCCAGUCGAUUCACCACUAACUGAUUAUUCAGGAGAAAACACUAACGAUACAGACAUUGCCGUUUUAGAAGAUUCAAUCGAGAAAAAAUACUCUGUUAGUCCUGAAAAUGUUCCAAAUAAAUCUAUGUGUAAUAUGGCUUCUGAUCGUUGUGUUAAGAAGUGGAUUAAUGAAGUCAGCAGUACACAGCCAUGCUUAAACAUGAUAAAUGAAAAAAAUAUAGAGCAGGAUGAUGACAAAGAAAUAGAGAUUGACAAGGAAGUAGAGACAGUAUUACAGAGUGGUACUAUAGUAGAAUCCUUAAGUAUAACAACUGAGAAUUUAAAUUUUGUUUCCAGUGAAGCACAAAGUGUAAAAGACAAAACUACCACAUGUUAUGCAAACCCAUCAUUCCCAUGUCCAUUCUGUCCCAGAGUUUACAAUAGCUGGGGUUAUAGACGGAGACAUGUUAAGUCUAGACACAUGACUAACAGAUUGUCAUGCAAAUGGUGCGUUUCAGUACUACCAUCUACUGGAGCAUGGUAUUCCCACGCCACCAGAGCUCAUGGCGUUCCACAUGAAGAAGCAAGAAACUCCCUUGUAGUCAUGGUUGAAGCGCAUGCAGUACUUACUCUAAACGAGCCAAGUGUAGCCCAGUUAUUGGGACAAGUCGGUAUAUCUGACAAUAACGGCACUAGUGUCAAUGACAAAACUGCCUAGGGUAUGUCUUUUCUAUUCUACUAGAUUAUUUGUAUACACUUAAACAAAAAAAUCUUUCAUAUAUAUAGCAUGACCUCAAGCACUAAGUACUUUGAAUGAUGAGCAAAUGAUUUUUAACCAAGUUUACAAAAUACUAUUUUAAAAGUAGUGUCAGCA